Molecule: messenger RNA, 1482 nt
Organism: Paramecium tetraurelia
Lineage: Eukaryota; Ciliophora; Oligohymenophorea; Peniculida; Parameciidae
Exons: 1
Biological process (GO): centrosome duplication
Molecular function (GO): zinc ion binding
Source: RefSeq, a predicted model, not a curated record
AUGAAGAAAGGUUUUUAUUUUCUUCGAAAAAUUGAUACUUUUGGAAUUAAAUUUACUCCUGCUAUAAACAACAAAAUGAAUUUUAGUUAUAAAACUAUUUUGGGAGGAAUAUUCUCUUUGAUCAUUUAUUCACUUAGUGCAGCAUAUUUUGUUUAUGAAAUGUACAGAUGGAUGAAUAUGGAUAUGGUUCCAAUUGUUACAACUGAAAUUCAUAGUUUUAAUAAUGAUAUCGAAAAUCUCUUGGAUGAAUCUAAUGCAUAGAUCGAAUUUGAAAUCUUCAAUACAGCAAAUGGAAAUGAAUCAAUUAAUCCAUUUAAUUAAACACAACUCGUCUUGACUCCUAUAUUAAAGAAUUAUUCGAAUGGAAAAGAAUAGGCUGUAGGAUAUAAUUUUUCUUAAUAUGUGUCUGAAAAUAUAUUUUCUCCAUAAUUUAGACUUAAUUCGAAAAGUGAAUAUUAAAUUUCUUUUGCAAGAUGUAAUCAAGAAAUGCUACUUGAAGGUUAAAUUUGCGCAGGCUAAGAUAUUAUGAAUAACUUUUUUAAUUAAAGGGGAAACGAAUUGUAAAUUAACGUAAUACUGAAAAUAGUUGAUCCAAGGACAUUCACUGAAAAGUAAAUUAAAAAAACAUAUGGUAUUAUUUUAGAGGAAAUAGAAUGCUAAAUCACUAAAAUAAGCAUGGAAUAUACACAUUAUUAAAUAUUCAAAGAUUUUAUCUUUCCCACCCCAAUUAAUAAAAUUUUUGUGAGUGAAACAGUAGAAUAAACAACAUAUGGAACAAAGGAUUAUUGUUCAAAAAGAUUUGUAGAAGAAAGUUAUGCUUUGUUAUGGAUAACAACAUCUUAGGUUGCAUAUGUUUAAAGAAUGCAAUAUCCUGAAAUUGGAGAUAUAUUAGCUAAUAUUGGAUCUAUUAUAGAGGUUUUAUUCUUAAUUGAGUUCAUCAUACAUAAAUUCAAUGAAAGUUGUCUUAUAAAUUUUAUGCAAGAGUAAAUUCUUUCAUUUUAUUAUCCAGAAUUACAGUAGAUUUAAUUGAAAAAAAAUUGGUUUGGUAAUAUUAAGAGUUGCUCUUUACGCUCUCAAGUUAUAGAUCCUAAAAGUUUUAUUAAAUUCAAAAACAAGAUUACCAGUUCAUUGAAUUGUAAAUUUUGUUAUUUAAAUUUAAUUUAUGAAAUUUCAAGAAUGCAAUUUAUUUUGCAAUCAAUAAUGAUAAAAGAAGACUUUUAUCAAUCACAUUAGAUCGGCAUAAAAUUAAAUCUGAAAAAGGAUUAUGAAAAUGAUGCAUUGUUUCAUUUAUAGGCUGAUGAUGAAGAGGAAUUCUUAGAUUCAACAAAAAUAUAGAACAAUAAAAAAUUAACUUAUAAAGACUCCUUAUUAUUAUCUAUUAACAGCCGAAAAAUAUAUAUGGAGGAAGAUUAUAUCGAUUAAGAAUUAUUUUCUGAUAGAAAUUUCUUCGAUAUUAACAGAAUUAGUAGAACUAAAAUUUGA